ACCAUUCUCUUCAAGGUCUCAAAAACCUUGAAAGCUUAGCUAGUUUUAAUUAAUUUGCUACACCAUAUUUUACUACCAACACCAUGGCUAAAAGCUUUAAGCUCAAAUUCAAGAUCCCUUCAUUUCAAUUGUGUUGUUCAAAACACCAUCAUCCCACAGUUCCUUCCAUACAUCGUCUUUCUCCUAUGAAUCCCAAAGCAUGUGAUGUUGGGUACCCAAAAAACCCACCUGCUCCACCACCUUCAACACCUGAAUACCAGUGCAUAGUUUCACCAAAAAUCACUGCUAUAGCAAUGUUUUCCAAUUCUCCUGACAUCGUUCACUGUGAAAUUGAAUCCACCUUUUGCAAAAUGGGCCUCAAAGCCAGAGUCCAAAAAACAAAAACAGCCAUGGCAAGUGUUUUAUCAAGGAGUGCAACAAGAAGUGAUUCUUUUGUUCAUAAACUCAACAAUUAUAUUGAAGAAGAAGAUAGUGAGUCUCUACUUUCAUUCUCCGCGAGUUUCAGUGACGAGUUUUACCAUGAACCGAGUGAUGAAAUGGCCCAUUCUCCUUACAAGAGCCAGAGGAAAACAGAGGAAAAGGUUGUCAGCAAAACAGAGAAACAGGGGAAGAAUAGCAAAAGCAACAUAGGGAAGGUUCAAAAACUGAAUUUUCUUCAUGAUUCAGAGAUGGAAGAGGAGAAAGAUGAGAAGAAGAAAGGGAUGGUGAGAAGGGCAUCAUCAAUGGCAGAGGGGUGCGACGCGGUGGCGGAGGGAAUGGUGAUGAAUGAGAGCUUUGCAGUGGUGAAAAGGUCGAAUGAUCCGUACGAGGAUUUCAGGAGGUCAAUGGUGGAGAUGAUAAUGGAGAUGGAGAUGACACAAGCUGAGGAUUUGGAGAGGCUUUUGCAGUGUUUUCUGGCUCUGAACUCACGGUGUUAUCAUGGAGUAAUAGUGAAAGUUUUCAUGGAGAUUUGGCAACAACUGUUUUCUGAAACAUCAUGCUUCCAACAAAAAAUCUUAGAAUAAGAAGACAAGUUAAUAAUCGUGUUCUCCACACAUGCAUGGUUAGUAAAAAGAGAAUUUCCCCUUUUGUUUAAGUUUUUCCUCUUAAGGAGAUUUGUAAAUUUGGAAUUCAAAGACUGAAGUUAAUGUUUUGUUUGAAUUUGUACUUGAGCUAUGGGGUGAUCGAAGGGAGGGAGGGAGGACAUGGGGUGCCAUGGUCCCCAAGCCUUUCAAUUUUAUUUUUUAUAUGUUACACUCAUGUAAGUAGUAGAACUUAUUGUAAGUAUGUCAUAUUUUUUUUUGUUCU
Molecule: messenger RNA, 1287 nt
Organism: Lotus japonicus
Lineage: Eukaryota; Viridiplantae; Streptophyta; Magnoliopsida; Fabales; Fabaceae
Product: transcription repressor OFP7-like
Exons: 1
Coding region: 84-1004 (306 amino acids)
Biological process (GO): negative regulation of DNA-templated transcription
Source: RefSeq, a predicted model, not a curated record